UUGCCUUUCUUUCAUGUCUGCCCGACAGAUGAAAACAUAAAUUUUCAUUUCUAAAGCCGGGCUGAAAUCUGCCAUAUUAAGGAAGAUGUUUCUUAUUUCUUUAUCGAUUUUCAACCAAUAUAGAUCGAACUGUUAACAUCGUACAUCUAUUAUAAUUAUAGAUAGCUAGGGCCCAAUUUGUACUGUAAUUCCUUCUUUGGUUCUCAUAGCACCAUAAAAUGAACGGAUUGUCCAUAAGCGAGUUGUGCGGCCUGUUUUGUUGCCCACCCUGUCCGAGUCGAAUUGCAGCGAAGCUGGCCUUCCUGCCACCAGAACCCACCUACACUCUUCUGCCAGACCUGGAGUCCAACUCACCUGUGACCUCUAGCCUCGGAGCCCCGGGUUUGCGUUCCCGGCUGAGUGGAGGUGGAUCAGGAGCGGGGGAAGCAGGGGUGAGUGGAGCCGGUGCGAGUGGAGCUGUCGCGAGUGAUGUAGAGUGCAGUGGAGAAGGCCGGUGGAAGCUACACCUCUCUGAGCGAGCAGAGUUUCAGUAUUCUCAAAGGGAGCUGGAUGGAACCGAGGUUUUUCUCACUAACUCCAGCCGGGGCAACAAAGUGGGAUGCAUGUACAUCCGCUGCGCCCCGUCCGCAAGGUACACUGUGCUCUUUUCCCAUGGUAACGCUGUGGAUCUCGGUCAGAUGAGCAGCUUCUACAUCGGCCUGGGCACUCGCAUCAACUGCAACAUCUUCUCCUAUGAUUACUCCGGCUAUGGGGUCAGCACAGGAAAACCCUCGGAGAAGAAUCUGUAUGCAGACAUAGACGCUGCCUGGCACGCUCUGCGCUCAAGGUAUGGAAUAAGCCCAGAGAAUAUAAUUCUUUACGGGCAGAGCAUCGGCACCGUUCCCACUGUGGACCUGGCGUCUCGAUACGAGUGUGCCGCUGUGGUGCUGCACUCGCCGCUCACUUCAGGAAUGAGGGUGGCGUUCCCGGACACAAAGAAGACGUAUUGCUUUGAUGCUUUUCCAAACAUUGAGAAGGUGUCUAAGAUCACGUCUCCAGUGCUGAUCAUUCACGGGACGGAGGAUGAGGUAAUUGAUUUCUCUCACGGUCUGGCCUUGUUUGAGCGCUGUCCGAAGGCAGUGGAGCCGCUGUGGGUCGAGGGGGCUGGCCACAACGACAUUGAGCUCUACAGCCAGUACCUAGAACGCCUGCGUCGAUUCAUCAGCCAGGAAGUGGCUGCGCAGUAAAUUCCUAGCAGGUCACCAAUUCAGGAAACACCCUACCAACAUCCCAACCGAGAAUGACAGAUCUUAAAGGCCCGGUGCACCUGGACACUUUGUGUCGGUAUAUGGUAGGCAUAUGUGUACUGUAUAUAUAUAAAUGGAACACAAACAAACAGAAUCCAGUUUCGGAAAGUUUGUUCUUCCGUAAACUCCUGACUCUUUCUCUCCUGUCAGCUUGGAGCUGAGUUUUGUACUCAGAAGUCUUCACAUCUUCAGACUGAGUUGACAGAACCUGUGUGUGUGUCCGUCUCAGGAAGGGCCUUUGUUUGAGACACUUGCUUGCAGCCGAUUGGUUGUUUUGGAUUGUGAUGUUUUGUGAACGGGACGAAUGCAAUGUCCUUUAAACUUGUGAAGGUUAAUGUCUUUCCUUUUUUCCUCGGUCUCUCGUGGGUAAUCUGUUUUACAUAUAACAUCAACUUUAGUGAGAGAAGCUCUCUGCUGGACAGAUCUUUUGUGCGUGCGUGUAUGUGCGAACGUGUUUCUUAUUGAAACCUUCCCAUGUGUUAGUCAUCACGCAUCUGAUAUACAUGACCAGUCAAAGUUUAUGCGGCUCAUCAUCUUUGAAACCUUUCUUGAUCUAAAGAUUUGUGCUGCAAAUGCACGAAAAUUUGUUUUAUAGAUGAAUAUCGAUUGUGCUUGUAUGAGUUUUUUACACAAAUCUAAGCAGAUGUCCGGGAUACUUGGAACCCCUAAGGUGCAUCCCAGAUGUCCUGUACAUCUAUAGACGUGUAAUCUAGGCGAAGUUCAGUUACUUUUAACAUGGUCAAAUAGAAGAUAACAUGAUUUUGUCAUAAGGACCAUCCUUUUAACAUGCAAAAUAGUAGAGACUCCUAUUCUGAUAAAUAAGUGUGUCCAGACAUUUGUCUGGUCAUGUGUAUGCCAAGAGAUGCCAUUUCUCCAUUUUUCAUUUUUUUAAACAUCUGUACAUUUGCUUCCCAGCAUGUACAAAAAUAUGAACAUGAUGUUCUACCCAAAACACUGUUUUUGGGGACGUAUGAAGCUGGGCUGCUGCAAUGUAUCACAAUUCUUUAUGUACUUUUGAUACUUGUGUCAACAUUUUGUACGAACGCAUUCACAAAAUUUCCUACAGCCAGAAUUAGCAAAAAGUGUGUCACGCCUCUCCACUGAGGUGAAGUUCACAAGAGACAUUGAAACAGAUCCCUGGUCCAAUUAAUAUAUGUGUGAUGUAUGGCAUUAUGACGUAGGUUUUACAGUGUGUGUUGUAUUGUGAGGUAGUUGGCGAUACCCGGCUCUAAAAAGGGAACUUGAUUUGUAAAUAUGCCUCCUUUAUUCUACUUGUUUCCACAAACCGAAAUGUGGCAGAGGUACUAAAUUUUGCCCACUGUGAACAUCCUACAAUGACAGGAACCUUCACACUACACCCGAAAGUGGCACCAAAACGUACACGGAGCUACACCUGAAACCCUCACUCUUCCUCACGCGCACAUUUUCCCCAGUGCUUUUUCUGUCAUUUCUUUCUCUCGCUGUCACGGACAUGUUACAAUGUUGAUGUAAUGGUGCAUAAGUAACCUCUGACCUUAACGCCCACGUCAACCCGGAACUGACUUGUGAUCGACAGUUUUCUGAGCCAUUUUUAGAACGGGGUCGUGAUCUCCACCUAUCGUUGACCUCUUGUCUGUGUUUAUACGUGCGAGAGGAAGAACUGUGACAGAUUUUAAUACAACCGCAUGACUUUUGGCUAUUUCUAAUGGCAUCGCGGUUUGUAUAUUAAGCUAUUUAUAGCAGUAAGUUCUCUGGCAAACAACGUCGCUGUAAUACAUACGCGCCUGUGUGUUCUAUGGGGUAUUUAACAUGAACUUUUAGAUCUAUUUUUAUAAGGUCGAAAAAUCUUUGCUAUAAUACAAACGAACCUUUCACUGUUUAAGAGACAUUCAUAAAGGCAUUGUUGUGUCUGUGUAGGUUAGACACGUACAGUAGAUUUACUUUUAGGAAUUGUUUAGUCAAGAAUGAAAAUUCCGGCGUCAUUUGCUCAUGUCUUUUUUAAAAUUGUAUGUCUCCCCUUCUUCUGUGAAACAUAGGAGUUAUUUGUGCUUUCUUUAGUUUGCUUUCGCUUAUACAUACAAUGUAUACAGUGGCUGUCGAGCUGAAAAGAGAACAAAAAAAUUAUUCAUAUUUAUGUGAUUUGUGUGCUUUAUUACAAGACUAAGACCAAGAACAAAGCUGUGAAGAUGUCUCCUGGUCACUGUAUGCUUUUGUUACAUGGGCAAAAGCACUUUAACUCAAUAAUUCCCUUUUAUGCCUUUUACAGAAGAAAGAGAUUCAUAUACAUUUGGGACAACAUGAGGACAAGUAUAUGACAGUUUUCAUUUUUUUGGGUGAAAUGUUCCUUUAAAGGGCCAUUCCACCUAAUGCACGUGUUUUCUCUGAUGUCUGGGGUUCCUAAGACAUGUUUAAUACACUGUUCCAUGGGAAAGUGAAGUGUGUACUCAGGAAAUUAAGUCACUUUUUAAUUAAUUUUAUUAGUGGAAACAUCAGCUGACAACACACCGCAUAUUUAUUCCCUUAAUGCUGCCAGUAAAAUAUGACACGCUUUUAUUGGUCUUAGGAACCGCAGACGACAAACAUAUUCAUGUUCUUCUACAUACUGUAUUUCCAUUUGUGUCAUAGCAAGGGUUAAAAAGAACUGGUUUGCCCCUUUUGUAUGCAUGUUAUAGGUAGAAUAUGUAUCGAAAUGAAAAUGGAGUAAUUAUAGUGCGGAAAUAUACUUGUAUAUUACGACUCUCCAAGAUGAAGUAGUUAACUUAAGCCUAAUAUAUGAAAAGGAUGUUAGGAUGUGUAUUUCUUUUGCAUUUCUAGAACUUUAUGUGUAAAGGCUUCGUAUUUGCAUCCUAAACGAUCCAGCAAUAAUGUUCAACCUUUGACUGUGAGAGCUGGUCACUCCCCCCAGAUUCACACAAAACUGAUCAUUCAAAGGGUUUGUACUGACAUAGCACAGACAUACUGACUCACUCUAAAUCAGCUGCUCUGAAAUACUGUAGGACGAUUUUGUAUAGCGAUGAAGCUGCGUCUAUGUCAAGGUCUAAAAGAACAUUACUGUAUAUUUCCUAUUACACAUCUGUAUAAAGAGAAUUAUGGUGUGCCCUCCUUAUGAUGUAAGAUGCUUUGUGUGUUUUGGGUAAGAUGUGAUGUACUGUGGUAAUAAAGGUAAUAAAGGAAAGAUUUAAAGAGGAGUUUUUAACUGUGUUGUCAACAGCAGACUAGUGGUCGACAUUCAUCUACCCAAAAAUUUGAGUAAGAUCAU
Triplophysa dalaica is the source of this 4524-nucleotide messenger RNA. It is a transcript of the gene abhd17aa, whose product is annotated as abhydrolase domain containing 17A, depalmitoylase a. Gene Ontology annotation, biological process: protein depalmitoylation. Bases 219 to 1226 code for a protein of 335 amino acids. The record is from RefSeq and is a predicted model, not a curated record. Gene Ontology annotation, molecular function: palmitoyl-(protein) hydrolase activity. Gene Ontology annotation, cellular component: plasma membrane; endosome membrane. The transcript has 5 exons. Lineage: Eukaryota; Metazoa; Chordata; Actinopteri; Cypriniformes; Nemacheilidae.